AUGACUUCCGAAGAAGACAUAAACUACAACCAAACGAACUCGAAUUCCUCCGAGGACAAGAAAAGCACCGAUGAGAAGAUCAAUACAAAUGAGAAGGCGGUAAAGGACGAGGAAUCUGAAGCCGAAACCCUCAGAAGAUUAAUCGCGCCGUUAUCCAAAGAACAGCUAAUAGACAUCCUGGCAACGUCCGCCUUAAUCCACCAGGACAUACGUGACAAAUGCAACGAAGCCGUUGCUUCCUCCCCCUCUACGAGAAGGUUAAUGGUCCGUAAUAUCCCAUUCAGUACUCGCGAUGAACAAUUUUUGAAAUACUUCCAGACGUUCGGAGAAAUCGAAGAUGGAAUUAUAGUACGAGAAAGGGAAGGCAGAUCAAAAGGGUAUGGUUUUGUCACCUUUAAAUUUGUCGAGUCUGUGCAGAAAUGCUUAAAAAGUAGUCAUACCUUAGACAAUAAAGAGUUGCAAGUAAGAUUAGUAGCCGACCCAUUUACAGAUCAUUAUCAAAAUAAAUUAUUCGUCCGAAAUUUAUCCCAAAAAACAAACGUCGCCACGUUGAGAGAUAUUUUUGAAAAGUAUGGGAAAUUAGAAGAGUGUGUAAUUAUACAUGACAAUGAAGGGAAAUCCAAAGGAUAUGGUUUUUUAACCUUUUCUUCACCAAAAGAAGCAUUUAAAGUUAUGCAACAACCCGAACGAAUUAUAGACAACCGAGUUGUUUUUCUACAUUUUGCGGUAUCACAAAAUUAUAAGAAAUUUCAAAAUAAUCAAACGUUUAUGGAAAAAAACCAAAGCUACAUCUACUAUCAAAAAAAUAAUAUAAAUAACAUACAUAAUAUAAAUAGUCGUCAUAACUAUGCCCGAAGACCACCCGUAUAUCAUCAUGAAAAUGAGGGACCGAAUACUUUUAACUACCCUAUUUCGUUUGUUCCAAAUGUAUACACGAAUGUCCCCCAUGGCUAUCAGUUGAAUUAUCCCUCAAAUUUGGAUUCUUUUAAUGGCUUCUACAGCAAUAAUACAAGGUAUUAA
Messenger RNA from Plasmodium inui San Antonio 1, 1020 nucleotides. RefSeq lists its product as hypothetical. The coding region runs from base 1 to 1020 and encodes 339 amino acids. Gene Ontology annotation, molecular function: RNA binding. The record is from RefSeq and is a predicted model, not a curated record. Lineage: Eukaryota; Apicomplexa; Aconoidasida; Haemosporida; Plasmodiidae. The transcript has a single exon.